Messenger RNA from Panicum hallii, 1620 nucleotides. RefSeq names its product probable plastid-lipid-associated protein 7, chloroplastic. The transcript is spliced from 5 exons. NCBI's taxonomy places the organism in Eukaryota, Viridiplantae, Streptophyta, Magnoliopsida, Poales, Poaceae. The record is from RefSeq and is a predicted model, not a curated record. Bases 293 to 1165 code for a protein of 290 amino acids.
CCAACGGAACGCUCAGCUGCAGCCUGCAGCUGCCGACCUCGCUGCUCCGCGUGCUCGUGCCCCGCCACAACGUUAUCCUCGCGGGUGUGGCCAGAGUUGUGCAGCAACACAGAGGCUGGCCACCUCCCACCCACGUAUUAGCAGCGCCUCCUCCCUCACGCACGGGCGCGCGUGCGGGAGCGACCAGGACCAGCAGGGGAAGGGCGAGCAUGGAGCUGAGGCCGCCCUGCCACCGCCUUCACCGUGCCCUCUAGCCAGCCGGCCGGCCGACCCAGCCUUGUCGGUUCCCGCCAUGGCAGCCACCGUCCUCGUCCCGCCGGCGCACUGCCACCGCUCCACGGCGGCGACGACGAGCGGAAGAGGAGGAGCAGGCGUCAUCUCGCAUUGCACCCUCCCUCCCGCGCGCCGGCGCCGGGGGUCGCGGGCCGUGAGGGCGGCGGCGCCUCCCGAGCAGAGCGGCGUGUCCCUCGCGGGAGCCUCCGGGCACGGGGGCGACGUCAAGGCCGCGCUGUACCGAGCUCUGGAAGGCGUGGACAGAGGGAUAUUCGGGAUGACGUCCGCCCAGCGGUCGGAGGUCCACCGCCUGGUGGAGCUGCUCGAGUCCCGGAACCCCACGCCGGAGCCCACCGCCGAGCUGCGGGAGAAGGUGGACGGGUGCUGGAAGCUAAUCUACAGCACCAUCUCCAUCCUGGGGAAGAAGAGGACCAAGCUGGGGCUGAGGGAUUUCAUCAGCCUAGGGGACUUCCUCCAGAUAAUUGACGUCGAAGAGGAAAAGGCGGUAAAUGUGAUAAAGUUCAGCGCGAGAGCAUUGAAGAUAUUGUCGGGGAAGCUCACUAUUGAAGCUUCAUACAGUGUCACUAGUAAAACAGUAAGGCUUCUUUCUCAUCUUUAUUAUUCAUGUUUGUUGAUCCUGCUCGCUGAGAGCCUGGAUUUUUCUCACGGUUUUAGCUUCGGUUUUCAGAGAGUGGAUAUCAAGCUUGAGAGUUCAACCAUCACCCCAGAGCAGCUGAUGAAUAUAUUUCAGAAGAACUACGACAUGCUCCUGGCCAUAUUCAACCCAGAGGGUUGGCUAGAGAUAACAUAUGUUGACGAAUCUUUACGGAUCGGAAGAGAUGACAAGGAGAACAUCUUUGUGCUGGAGAGAGCAGAUCCAUCAGAGGUUUAACAAAACAGCGACGCUUAUACGGAAAUUUCUGACAAGAAGAGUGGCACUUCCUAGAAGACUGUUGCCUGCAUAUCCUACGGCGGCACACGCACACAUGGUUAUUACCUGCUCAGUGCAGGUCAGAGGCUGCACAACGUUCUUGCCGAAUUUUGAUGAGAAUAGAACAGCAUAUACGAUCCGUUCUCUGAAAAACAUUUGUGCAAGCUGCUGGGCAUCUUCUAUGUUCCUUCACAUAGAGACUGGCGAAAUGUUCAACCUUAUAGCAGGGGGCAGACAGUACAGGUGUUGGAUAAAUUGUUCCCUUUUCAUUUUGUCAAUCUUACACCAAUGUUCAAGUAUUCUUAAUUGUAACAUCGUAGAAAAAAAAUAGAACUAUUCUUCCUUGCAAGACACAAUCUAAUGAGUGUACAGCUCGAAACUACACAUUAUUAUUCAAGACAUUUUUGGCAUCAUUA